This is a messenger RNA of Rhipicephalus microplus (southern cattle tick), 1317 nucleotides long. RefSeq lists its product as uncharacterized. The record is from RefSeq and is a predicted model, not a curated record. NCBI's taxonomy places the organism in Eukaryota, Metazoa, Arthropoda, Arachnida, Ixodida, Ixodidae.
CGCCAGUGAUAAGGGGACCGCGAUAUCAUUUUUUGAAGCUAUUGACCACGCCGCGGAGCUGCGUCGCGAAUCCCGACCGAGCGAGGAAAAAGCUCGAGGCAGGUGCGUCCUUCGUCAGAGCAGCGGUGAGCUUCCCUUCGCAAGCAAUGCGUAAGAAACGUCGUCCGUGCUCCAGUUUGGUGUCCAGUGUAGACGCAAGGAUGACGCCGAGUCUUCCCGACCGUUCAAUGCAACAGUGCUCUAGCAGCGCGACGGUGUCCGGCGUCGCCGAGCAACGGCUCGCCACGGUCAAGCCUGCUCACAGCGACGAGUCUCUGGCCGAGCUGUUCGCCCUCAUCGAGAGCAACCCCUGCCUCUGGAAGAAUGACUCGAAAAGCUUCAAGAACCUGCGACUUAAGCGUCGACUCUGGAACCGAUUCGCCAUCCACCUCCAGAAGCACUUCCCCAUGCUUGGGCCGUUCACUGGUGACAACCUUCGGUACGUGUACAGCAUCAAGAGGCGGCAAUACUACGACGAGUUGAAGGACAAGACUGGACGGACCAAAACCGGGGAGCUGGAAUAUACCGGUCGGUGGAAGUUUUUCGACUGCCUCAGCUUCCUGCGGGUUCAUUCGGAGCCCUUCCGGACCGCCGUCAUUAGUCCCCUGCUUCACUUCGAGAAAGAACAGCUGCUCGAGAUGGACGAAGAGGGCGAUGAUGCUCUGUUGGAGGACGCCGACGCGAUCGUGUUGGAACCUGACGACCAGAGCACCUUGCCUGACAGCGUCUCGGUGCUUCCCGAGCCACUGGCUGCGCCCAACGACGAGGUCGAAACGGUUGACGGCGUCGAAUACAUCAUCGGCACGCCGUCAGAUCCUACUCCCGCGAAGAAAUUUCGGCCCUCCUCGACAAGCCUCGACGUCAAGCCACUUCUCCCUGUGGCCCCGUCUAGCAGCAGCAGCAUCGACAACAGCGUUGUGCCUCAAGUCGAAAGCUUGCCGUCCCUGCAGUCCCUCAGUCCAGCCGCGGCCGGCUACUACGACGAGUGCGACCAGUUCGGCAAUAUCAUUGCCAACUAUAUGCGCCGCCUGUCGGAUGAGGAUCGGCUCGAGUUCCAUUGCCACAUCAUGAGCUGCACCAAGGACUUCUUCAAGUGCUUCACGCGCUUCCACGAUAAACGGCGCCCGUGACGGCGGUGGACAUUGGCGUGGCUUCUAAGCUGCACUGACCUUCUCACCUCACGGAGUUGAUGGCUCUUUCUCAUUAAAAGGUUACCUGACGUUUGAACCUCUGUCGUCUAUUUGACAGUUCUAUGCGUAAUAUAAAAUAAGUAUACAC